Molecule: messenger RNA, 771 nt
Organism: Microthlaspi erraticum
Lineage: Eukaryota; Viridiplantae; Streptophyta; Magnoliopsida; Brassicales; Brassicaceae
Source: the annotation of a GenBank genome assembly
AUGGAUGCCAUAACAUUCAGAUUUUUGAUGAGCUUAGCAGCGUCUCAAAAUCUUGAAAUGUAUCUCAUGGAUGUUGUGACAGCAUAUCUAUAUGGAUCUCUUGAAAAUGAGAUAUAUAUGAAAAUCCCAGAAGGAUUAAAAAUGCCUGAGGAUUUGAAAUCAAAGGCUAAGGAGAUCUGUUCGGUCAGAUUACAGCGAUCACUUUAUGGACUAAAACAGUCCGGACGCAUGUGGUAUAAUCGCUUAAGUGAAUAUUUGUUGAGUAAAGAUUACGUCAACAAUGCGAUAUGCCCUUGCGUAUUCAUUAAGAAAUCCUCGUCAGGAUUUGUGAUUAUUGCUGUAUAUGUAGAUGACCUGAACAUGAUUGGAACUCAAAAGGAAAUUGAUGAUGCAAGAACUCAUAUGAAAGAAGAGUUUGAAAUGAAAGAUCUUGGAAAGACAAAGUUUUGUCUUGGGCUCCAGAUAGAGCAUUUCCAAGAUGGUAUAUUUGUGCAUCAGUCAAAUUACACUAAAAGAGUGUUAAAACGCUUUUAUAUGGACAAAGCAACUCCUUUGAGUACUCCAAUGGUUAAUAGAUCUCUUGAUGUUGAAAAGGAUCCAUUCCGUCCUUGUGAGGAUAACGAGGAAGUGUUAGGUCCUGAAGUACCUUACAUGAGCGCUAUUGGUGGACUAAUGUAUCUUGCAAAUUGCACUAGACCAGAUAUAGCAUUGCUACUAAUCUGCUUGCAAGAUAUAGUUCGUCCCCUACGCGCAGACAUUGGAAUGGAAUAA